Molecule: messenger RNA, 3377 nt
Organism: Nelumbo nucifera (sacred lotus)
Lineage: Eukaryota; Viridiplantae; Streptophyta; Magnoliopsida; Proteales; Nelumbonaceae
Product: Ubiquitin-like superfamily protein
Biological process (GO): ERAD pathway
Cellular component (GO): BAT3 complex
Molecular function (GO): polyubiquitin modification-dependent protein binding; misfolded protein binding
Source: RefSeq, a predicted model, not a curated record
AGAAAUAGAAAAAUAAACAAAAAAGAAAAAAAAAAGAGAGGAGGAAGGUGGUCAGGGACUCGGGGCUCAGGGUGGUGUAUCCGUCUUCCUCCGCAAGCCAAUACUAAGGCAAAACAGUUUUCUUCAUCCAGUCCCUUCAUCGAACAAUACCGUCGAAUCUUUAGACAUCCUCUCUGACUGCAGAGUUUAAUAACGAAAGCAGAAUGGCGAAUGAAAAUUUUGUUGAAGGUUCCAGUAUGAGUGGAGUUACUGAUGAAGGUUCAGGUUCAACUGUCGAACUCAGCAUUAAGACUUUGGACUCACAGAUCUACACAUUUCACGUUAACAAAAAUAUGCCUGUUUUAUUGUUCAAGGAGAAAAUAGCAAAUGAAAUUGGUGUUCCAGUUGGGCAGCAACGAUUAAUUUUUAGGGGAAAGGUCUUAAAGGAUGAUCAUCUUCUAUCUGAGUACCAUGUGGAAGAUGGGAGUACCCUGCAUUUAGUUGCAAGACAGCCAGCUCAAUCUCAGCCUUUGCCUGGAACAAACUCUGGAGAGACCAAUCAGAAUGAUGCUAGAGGAACUGAUGGUAAUGCUGGUGCUACACGUAACCGGGUUGGGCAAAUUUCGCACAGUGUUGUCCUUGGAACCUUUAAUAUUGGGGAUCAAGGUGAAGGCAUUGUUCCUGAUCUUACUCGGAUUAUUGGGGCAGUUCUGAAUUCUAUUGGAAUUGGGAACCAGACCCUUGGUGGGACAACCAACAUACCAUCUAGUACACCUUCAAAUGGUUCCAGUUCCUCUCAAGGAACUGAAGCAGAAGGUACACAUGGGAAUGUUGAUGGCAACGGCCAAGCAGGAGGUCAAGCUCAACGUGGGCAGGCAUUUCCUAAUCACCCAUUCCAAUCUCUGCCUCAAUCUUUACAAUUUCCAUUGGCAGGGGUUGCAGUACCUAUUCCUUCACUUCAUAUGCCUAUUCCUGAUUCUUUGAGCACAAUUUCUGAGUUCAUAAACCACAUGGAGCAAGCAUUGCCACUCAAUGGGUAUCAGCCAAAUCCUUCUACCAAUGUUGGAGAUACAACAAGGGUGGAGUUACCAUUUAAUGAACGAGGACUGCCAACACCUGAAGCACUAAGCAUUAUUAUCCGGCGAGCACAGCAACUUCUCAGUGCCCAUGCUGUGGCUGCACUUUCUCACAUCACAAGACGUUUGGAAGAAGAGAGAACUUCUACUGAUCCUUCAGUACGUGGGCAAAUUCAGGCAGAAUCAGUGCAAGUAGGAUUAGCAAUGCAACAUUUAGGUGCUCUUCUUUUGGAGCUUGGUCGCACUAUUCUGACACUACGCAUGGGGCAGACACCUGCUGAAUCUGUGGUGAAUGCUGGGCCUGCAGUUUAUAUAUCUCCUUCAGGGCCUAAUCCUAUAAUGGUUCAGCCAUUUCCUCUUCAAACCAGCUCCCUCUUUUCUGGUGCCUCUGCUACUUCUCGUGCAAAUCCUGGUAAUAUGGGUCCUUUUGGUCUUGGAGAUGUUCCUAGAAACAUAAACAUCCAUAUACAUGCUGGUACCUCGCUUGCUUCCGGUGCGCUGUCUGUUGGUUCCAGGGCAAAUGCUGGGGAAAGCACUCAUGAUGGAAGUGGUUCAGGUGAUUCAGGGCCAGCCAGGGUAGUGCCUGUGAGAAAUGUUAUUGCUGCAGCUGUUCCACGGUCCUCUGCGGAAACAGCCAAUGUUCUAAGUGUUAUCUACCCUUUUCAUGGAAGAUCUCAGCAGAUAAACCCUAACCAUUCGGCUCCUAUACAGGGUUCCAGUACAUCAUCUCCCAACUCAAGACAAUCUGAUGCAAGUGGAGAAAAUCAGGAUCCAUCAGGUCAAUCAUCAACUCCAAUCAUCCAUGAUUCAUCUGUUGGAUCUGGUGUGGACAGUAAUCUAGAGAAUCAUCAGCCUGAAAGCAUGGCCAUUAAAGGAGCUGGAGGGACUGCUCUAUCUGGACCUAAGCAGAAUUCUGCAGGGGAAGGAAUACAGACCCACCACAAGCAUCGACAAUUUAAUAAUAAUGAGGAUACAAUUGAUAAUUCGAGUUCAAGGGAAGCUUCUUCAAGUAAUUCAGGGGAUGGCUCUGCAGUUGCAUCAGAGAAUGUUCCAAGAUCCAGCCAGAGCUAUGAUCCUCCUGAGGGUUCCAAUGCUGUUCCUUUGGGAUUAGGCUUGGGAGGUCUGCAACCAAAGAGACGAAGCAGGCAGAUGAGACCACAGGGGAGGGACAACAGUGGAAUAUCUCAUGCAAUUCCUGUCAAUGAGAACCAGAGUACAAUUGCUGGCGGACAACGGGUUUUGCAAUCUCUCUUGUCUCAGAGCACCAAUGCAAAUAGAAUUGGUGCAAAUGGACCCUCAGUGCAGCUGCCUUCUGUGCUUGGGCAGAUUAUGGAGAGUUUGCCAUUGCAGAGGCAAGGUUCUAGUGGACAAGUUGAUGCAGCGGGUGCGAUGUCUCAGGUUCUCAACAGCCCUGCUUUGAAUGGUCUAUUGGCUGGGGUUUCAGAGCAAGCAGGAAUUGGUUCACCUGCUGUCUUGAGGAAUAUGUUAGCGCAGUUCACACAGAGCCCAACAAUGAGAAAUACACUCAACCAAAUUGCCCAACAAGUUGAAAGCCAAGAUAUUGGCAACAUGUUUUCAGGAUUGGGAAGUGGCCAAGGUGGUGGUGUGGAUUUAUCUACAAUGAUUCAACAGAUGAUGCCAAUUGUAUCUCAAGCGCUUACAAGGGGAUCAACUCAACAUGAUACAUUCUGCUCAUCAGAGCCUGAAAGUCAGCAGCAGCAUAGUCAGAGUAGGCCAGGCAGAGAAGACAAACCAGAUUAUCAGACUUCUCAGGUUGGCAUUCAGCAAACGGUCAAUAGGAUUGAACACCAUGAUCCUCCUAGUGGCAUUUUCCGAUCUAUGGUUGAAAAUGCCACUCUAUUGUACAGUGAUGGAAACGGCUCUGAAGAUCUUGAAGAAUUAUAUAGUGAUGACUCUCUUGCAAAUGAAUACAUCCAAAUGCUACGUCGUGAUAUAUGUUCGCGUCUCCAGGGUGAUUCUGGGCCCACAGACAAGUCUUAACUUCUACCCUGCUGCAAGUGACAUGGGUUGGUAUCCGCUGUUUUGUAUGAAUUGGGUUAUGGCCAUUUUAUGCGGCAACUCUACAAUUCCAAUGCACAUUUGUCCUUGUAUCCAAAUGUUAUGUAAAAAUCAGGUUAGGUUUUGAAGUGAAUUUAUAUCCAGUUUAAAACUAUUUGUGGGUUCAAUGUAUCCUUCCGAUUGAGCGUAUCAAUUUUCAAUGACUGAAUACUACAAACUUCUCUGCAAGUUUUGCAAUGCAAAAUUCAUUGUAUUCAUACUUGAAAAAACUUUUGAAACAUUUAGCUCAGAAUUUGUGGAUAA